Molecule: messenger RNA, 3052 nt
Organism: Magallana angulata
Lineage: Eukaryota; Metazoa; Mollusca; Bivalvia; Ostreida; Ostreidae
Product: DNA-binding protein P3A2-like
Exons: 9
Coding region: 1327-2712 (461 amino acids)
Biological process (GO): regulation of transcription by RNA polymerase II
Cellular component (GO): nucleus
Molecular function (GO): DNA-binding transcription factor activity, RNA polymerase II-specific; RNA polymerase II cis-regulatory region sequence-specific DNA binding
Source: RefSeq, a predicted model, not a curated record
UUAUUAUUUUCCUUUUUUAUUUUAAACAUUUUUGAAUUUAUUUAAUUUUUUAAAAAUCAUAAUUUGAAAUUGUGAUGUAAUGAACUCUUUAUGAACUUCAUGAAUUUUACUUAUUAAUGACAACGUGAAUGUCUUUUACUCAUUUUUUUAAACUUAUUUUAAUGACAAUCAAUCAAUACAGCAAUUGGAAACGUUGUCAAUUUGGAACUUCAUCGCGCUGCUCUUCCGAACAUUAUUAUACAUAUUAACUUUUUAUCUCUACACUCCAAGAAUCAGUUUAAUCGUUGGGAUAUCGUUCUAUUAUAAACUUAAAUACAACGUAAUAUGUUGAACUGUUUGGAGUUUUAUUCAGCUUAUACUUGAGCGAGUAUAACCCCUAAAAUCACAAUAUACAUGUAGCCCUUUUACAAUACAUGUACAAUCAUACAUCAUGUUCAUGUGUAGUUUUACAUAUUGAUAAGACAAAGCAUAUUUGCUAUCAAAAACGUAAGUCUUUCCUUUAUUCCUCUAUCUGGUUUAUGUAUUAACAGAGACAUAAAACAUGUUAUUUAUAUCUCUGGUAUUAAGGAAAAUAAUUGAGGUGUUCUCUGAAUAGAUGCAGAGCUGCAGGCUUUACUGGAGGGGUGAAGACAUUCGUUUUGCCCUUAUAAAAUUAAAGUAAGAUUUCAUUUUCCCAGCAGAUUUUUCAGUGCAGUUUAAUUUUUCAAAAAUUCCCGCCAUUAAAACAGAUGGCGUUUUCCAAGAACGAGAAAUCUACUUCCUGUGUAGAAACAACACAAAUCUUCUAGAAACGCUUGGGAGAAAAUAAGCCAAUUUGGUGAGAUUUUAUUAAUUUAACUUUGGUAAACAAUUCCGCUGACUCUUACUCGGUAAAAAUGAGUUGAAAUUCCAUAUUCAGACCAUGUACAAGUCCGCGCAGACGCAGAUAGCACUGUUUGGCCUUCGAAACAGAAUGGACACAUCUGUAUAUUCAACUCUUGUGCAUUUAAGUAGGACCCAAUUUCUCUUGAAAGUAUUUUCAGACCUGCGUUCUGUUUCCGAUCUAUGAAAGCCAUGAAAUGUAUAAUAAACAACCCGAAUGUCUCAAGAAAUUUCGACUUCGAUAGCACCUGUCUCCCUGUUCGCGCAAGCUCGAGAGUGGCGCAGUCGCACCACAAAAUCCCAUCACCUGCCCGUGUCCCUGCGCACGCAGUGUUAAAAUUUUACCAAUGGUGUUUACAAAAACAAGAUUUCUUGGGGACAGUGAAAGAUCUAUAAUGCUACCCUACUUGGACCCUUUGACGCACCUGGUCUUGGACCCAGGUUCGUGGGACAUCCUCUCUUUCAAUGAUGAACAACCUGGUCUCCACUGGAGGCAGCAUCCAGGGGAGCUUCACCAUGACCACCUCCAUCAACUCGGGGAUGAUGAGCGAUGACAUGAGUGAGCCUAGCUCGCCAGAGAGCUCGUUUGACGCGUCAGACUUGCUGGGUCCAGGCGGCAUGAAUGAUGAUGUCACUGCACAACUUGCCAAUUCAGGUACUAUUGGUAUGGCAGCAGCCGCAGCCAUUGCAAGCGGGAAAAAACACAUCAAGCGUCCUCAUGCGUUUGAAACAAAUCCCUCCAUAAGGAAGCGACAACAGACCAGACUUCUUCGGAAGUUGAAGGCCUGUAUCGAGGAAUACACAACACGAGUCGGACAACAAGCAGUUGUGUUGUGUUGUACCCCAGGAAAGUCCCAGAACUCCAACAACUACAAAGUGUUCGGCUCCCAGCCACUAGAGUCUGUGAUAAGGAACUGUAAGUCUGUGGUGCUACAGGACUUGGAAUCCACACUGGCGGAACAAGUCCCGCAAUCUCAAGACCUUGCCGGUAUGCAGGAGUUACCGCCCCUGUCUAUAGAUGGGAUCCCCACCUCUGUGGAUAAAAUGACUCAAGCUCAAUUGAGAACUUUUAUCCCAGAAAUGUUAAAGUUCUCCACAGGGCGAAGCAAGCCAGGGUGGGGUAAGGUCGAGUGUCGUCCUGUCUGGUGGCCCGGAGACGUUCCCUGGGCAAACGUGCGCAGUGAUGUCAGGACCCCAGAACAGAAAAAGAAGGUUUCAUGGACGGAAGCCCUGCGUACAAUAGUAAACAACUGCUACAAGCACCACGGAAGGGAGGAUCUGCUGCAUGUGUUCGAGGGCUCGGAACAGAAGACAAUGUUACAGACCAUAAACAACCCUGACGGAACAAUCUCGGUGAUACAGAUAGACACCACCCCCAACCAGGUGGUGACCCUCCAGGACGGUACCCAGGCCACCGUCGUACACACGGUCAAUCAGGAGGCCCCACAACAAGAGGCGACACAUGCUGUCCAGACAUUGGCCGAUGUAGCUGUCAAUCAACAGGAGGUGGUCACAAUGUCGGGCAUGCAGAUGACCCCCGUCAGUGUGGAGAUAAACUCCGACACGAUUGGUCACCGUAUAGCACACAUAAACGAAGACGGUCACAUCAUACUGUCUGGGGACGACCUUGGGAGUUCACAAGGAAUUGUUAUACCUGUCUCAUACACCCUGCCUCACUCCGCUGUGGUUUCCGUGACAACGUUCGAUGCUCUACAAACCCAGGCCGGCCUCCAAGUUGCCAUGGCUCCCAUGACAAUAACAAAACAGGAAGUAUCGGAUGACAUUCAGGAAGAAAUCACGGAGACUGCAUGUGACAUGUCCAUGGAAGAUAGCGAUGAUAAAUUAGAGUGAUGCAGCAUGGGAAUGUGAGAGGUGGAGUGCUUCGUCAUCUCUAUCGAGAUUUUUCCUCAAUUUUGUCAUUUUCCGUAUUGUUACCCGUGAUUUCAUGUUACAUUGGAUCUAUAAAUUAUGGAAAAUUCAAUUUUCUAUGUGAAUAAUUCGUGACAUUAUUCAAUUUUGUAUUUCAUGUUGAAAUGCCUGAUCAUUGUGUUGAUAUUUAUUUGUUUACUACUGUUUACUUGAUUUUACUGUUUUAUGUUGCAAGAAAAAAGGAAAAUCAAGAAUCUCAUCUACAUUUGGCAAUGUGUUGUAAAUGUAGUUGAUAAUAAAGAAUUAUAUUUGAGAAAAACUU